CUGUUUUCUUCUGUUAUUUCGAAAGCCUCUGGAUAAGAGAGAGAGCUCAGCUCAACUCAACUCAACACCGCUUCUGAUCGAUUUCAAGUUCUCUUUGGAGAAUCUCAUCAUUUACGCCCAUAGUUUUCUUCUGCGUUCUAUCUGUCUCUCUGUGAUUUUAAAUGAUUUUCGGCGGCUACUGAUUUUUGUGUUUUUAUUUUAUUUUGAGCUGGAUUCGUGGUCGAUCUAAUCAUCAACUUUGAACAGACUAGAAUCGAAUUUUUAAUAAUGCGUUUUCUGCUUCGCUAACUGUUUGUUCGCAUGUUCGGUGAUAGAUCUGAUUUUAUAUGGAUUUCAGCGUUCAAUCUGGAAUUGCAUUGUGGUGUAGUAAUUUUUUCUGCUUGCUUGAUCCUCUAGGGAUGAAUGUAAUUAUAGCAUACGGUUUGGAUUAUCUUUUGGAGCGUCUUCUGUUAGGUUUUCUGCUCUAAAGUCCUUGGAUCCAUUUUUCGUUGCUCAUUUUCGUGGUUUUUUUUUUUUCAUUUUCUUUUUUUAUGUUUAUGUUUAUUUUAUUUCUUCUGUGCGUAAUCGCUUGGGCUUGCAGCUUCAAAUGGAUUUAUUGAAACUUUGGUGUUUUGUUUAACUCAGUCGUAUCCGUCGAAAGAAUUUUUGAAUAAACUUCUUCCUAGAAGAAAUCGAGGUUAUCUCGUUUUAGCUUUUCCAAAAGCAGAUUUUUAACUUUGAAGCUAAAUUUAGGCUAACGAGGAUUUUUUUAUUCACUUUCCUUGAGUCUUUCUUCUAAAAGUCCUUCUCGAGUAAUUUAUCCUAGCAGACCUAAGUGUAAUUAACCCUAUGCAGAGGAAUCAGACAUUAUUGUUGAUGUUUCAAUCACAUUGCAUGGGCUUGUGGAUCUGCUUGCUUGUACAUUGUAGGCAUUGCUAGUGUGAAAGGAGGUGUUUUCAUAAUGUAACUGCCAGUUGCUUGUUAAUGUGUGGAAUUGUACAGGCGAACGCAGCAUCAGGUAUGGCUGUCCACGAUGACUGCAAGUUAAAGUUUUUGGAGCUCAAGGCGAAGAGGACAUAUCGGUAUAUCGUUUAUAAGAUUGAGGAGAAGCAGAAGCAAGUUGUUGUGGAGAAGCUGGGUGAGCCAGCAAAUGGUUAUGAAGAUUUCACUGCCAGUCUUCCAGCUGAUGAGUGUCGAUAUGCUGUUUAUGAUUUUGAUUUUGUCACGGAAGAGAAUUGCCAGAAGAGCAGAAUUUUCUUCAUUGCAUGGUCCCCUGAUACAUCUAGGGUUAGGAGCAAGAUGAUUUAUGCGAGCUCCAAAGAUAGAUUCAAGAGAGAGCUUGAUGGAAUUCAGGUUGAGCUGCAGGCAACUGAUCCUACUGAGAUGGGUCUUGAUGUGUUCAAAAGCCGUGUCAAUUAAAAGAUUCUGUUUAUGCAUUAUAUGAGUUGUGAUGGGGAUCUUCCUUCAGCUGAAGUUCCUCAUAUGGAAAUGUCUAUAUUUUGUGGGAUGGUCAACUUGGCUAAUUUGGACUCUAUUUUCCAAGUUUUGACAAUGAAGUCUAUUGCAACUUCAACCAGCUUCUCUUGUUCCAGUGUAUCUUGUGGUUUGUGACAUACAACCCGUGUUUGGGUUUCAUCUUAAUCCUAUGCCUGCUAGUUAAUUUUUGUGACUGCUUUUUGUGUGAUUGGACUAAAACUUGGGAUCGACUAUUGAUGUAAUAUUGACAAUUGCCAUCUUACUAAUGUCUUGCAAGUCAAAUUAACUGAA
Vigna radiata var. radiata (mung bean) is the source of this 1746-nucleotide messenger RNA. RefSeq names its product actin-depolymerizing factor 2. The record is from RefSeq and is a predicted model, not a curated record. The transcript has 2 exons. Lineage: Eukaryota; Viridiplantae; Streptophyta; Magnoliopsida; Fabales; Fabaceae. Gene Ontology annotation, biological process: actin filament depolymerization. Gene Ontology annotation, cellular component: actin cytoskeleton; cytoplasm. Gene Ontology annotation, molecular function: actin filament binding. Bases 964 to 1398 code for a protein of 144 amino acids.